This is a messenger RNA of Brienomyrus brachyistius, 558 nucleotides long. RefSeq names its product ribosomal protein S23 (gene rps23). Gene Ontology annotation, biological process: translation. The transcript has 4 exons. The record is from RefSeq and is a predicted model, not a curated record. Gene Ontology annotation, molecular function: structural constituent of ribosome. The coding region runs from base 83 to 514 and encodes 143 amino acids. Lineage: Eukaryota; Metazoa; Chordata; Actinopteri; Osteoglossiformes; Mormyridae. Gene Ontology annotation, cellular component: ribosome; cytosolic small ribosomal subunit.
UCGUCCUUGGGUCCUGAGUGAAGACAUCGCCGCAGCGAUUGCUGGGAUCGUUCUUUCCUGCUUGGUCUCUGAGGCAAAAAAGAUGGGCAAGUGUCGCGGUCUGCGUACAGCCAGAAAACUGCGUAACCACCGCCGUGAGCAGAAAUGGCAUGACAAGCAGUACAAGAAGGCUCAUCUGGGCACUGCCCUCAAGGCUAAUCCCUUCGGAGGAGCUUCCCACGCCAAGGGAAUUGUCCUUGAGAAAGUAGGUGUUGAAGCUAAACAGCCAAAUUCUGCUAUCAGAAAAUGUGUAAGAGUCCAGCUUAUCAAGAACGGCAAGAAGAUCACUGCCUUUGUUCCCAAUGACGGCUGUCUGAACUUCAUCGAGGAGAACGACGAGGUUCUGGUGGCAGGAUUCGGUCGUAAGGGCCAUGCCGUGGGUGACAUUCCCGGUGUGCGCUUCAAGGUGGUCAAGGUGGCCAAUGUGUCCCUCCUGGCCCUCUACAAAGGCAAGAAGGAGAGACCCAGAUCAUAAAAUGGACAGACCUGGGAAUUAAUAAAACGCUUUACAACUCCGUU